Molecule: messenger RNA, 423 nt
Organism: Pyricularia pennisetigena
Lineage: Eukaryota; Fungi; Ascomycota; Sordariomycetes; Magnaporthales; Pyriculariaceae
Exons: 3
Coding region: 1-423 (140 amino acids)
Source: RefSeq, a predicted model, not a curated record
AUGCAUACCGUUCACCUGGUCCUUUUCCUGACCGCGGCCAUUGGUCCCGCUGCUAGCCCUCAAUCUGGCGUGGUGUCGGCAAUACCAUCGAUCGGGAUCUCUACCUUGACCAACAACACCAAACUCGAAUCUGUCCGUCUUCUUCCGCCAGAACUCACGCGGGAAACACGACCGUCAGCCGAGUGCCUCGACGUCAACGGCGGUGAGCUACAGUGCUGCCGGACUUUGCAAUCAGGAGACCAAGAGUUGGUACGAUGGCUUGCCAAGACGUACGAAUACAACAUGACGCCUGACGUUGUCAACGGCUUGAACUGCGAUGGAGAGGUUGAAAGCUGCACUGGAGUCAAGAUGUGUUGUCGAAUUACCAAGUUGUCUCCCUUGCUGUCGCUGUGGUGCGAGCCUCCCAAUGACAAGACGCCAUAG